UCGAGAAUGUCGUCGUCACGAGAUGCACGUACUUUUAAUCAUUGAAUUUUAAUUUUUGCAUAUUCUAAGUGAAAAUAAUCAAGUUAAUGACCAAAAUUUAAAACGCAAACGCAGAUGUGACAUGCGGUGUUAACAAAUAGUUUGAAAUCAAAAAAGCUGCUCACGCAAAGUCUAUCAUCCACUAAAGAUUCGGUAGUAAGUCGAUGUGACGAAACUCCAGGUCACGAUUGUAAAAAAAAACCUGUUGAAACAUCCUUUGGUGAAGAAGUGUCUGUCGAAGAAAAGGCAAAUCAAAACUCGUUUCUCAUCCACGAUUCCCCAGAGAUUUUUACCUCUCUUCGGGUCUAGCAAAAACCAAACUUGGCACAGCUCAGUCAUCGCUCGGGGUUUUGUUCAGACGGAUGCGUUUAUAGGUUUACCUCUCAAGAAUCAAUCGCGCUGACGUGAUCACCUCAAUACGUUACGUGUCAGCAUUCGCCAGUGAAAUUGGAUAAUUGAAUCUCUUUAUUGUAAUAAUCUUUUGCAGAACUAGUAUCGGUUCAGUGAAACGUGGCUUGAAGGGACAAAUACCUACGACGUACGACGAGUGUGGAAUUAUAUAAUAGCCCCGAGGACAGUAGUUUGGGAGGAUACGGACAGUUAGCCUACUGACGGAAUAACGGUGUUUCUCGCGAGCUACUGUACAAAGAAAGUGCCUUGAAUGAAAUAGGUACGUGGAAGCGCGCAGAAGAGAGAGAAAAAGAAAGUUUUCAUCAGUCGGUUAUUCCGCUUGGUCACGGUCAGCCGUGUUUUGUUACUAUAUUGUGAAAGAAAAAGUUUUUUAAGGCGAACAAGAUCAAUAUGGUAGGCUGCUUGAGUAACGUGGGCAUUCUGGCGGUGGAGAUCAUUUUUCCUUCGCAGUAUGUGGAACAGACGGAGUUGGAAAUUUAUGAUGGUGUUUCUGCUGGAAAGUACACUAUCGGAUUAGGCCAAAGUCGCAUGGGAUUCUGCUCCGAUCGGGAGGAUGUUAAUUCGCUGUGUUUGACCGUAGUAAAUAAUUUGCUAGAUCGGCAUAAAAUUGCUCGUUCGAGAAUAGGCCGACUAGAGGUGGGAACAGAAACUGUUGUUGAUAAAUCUAAAAGCGUGAAGACGGUUUUGAUGCAGCUGUUCGAGAAAGAUGGACCAACUAAUCUCGAGGGAAUCGAUACCAAAAAUGCUUGCUAUGGUGGAACUGCUGCGUUAUUUAAUGCUUUGGAUUGGAUAGAAUCUUCCAGUUGCAAAGGCCGGCUAGCAAUCGUUGUUUGUGCUGACAUUGCGGUGUACGCCCAAGGAUCAGCACGUCCCACAGGAGGAGCUGGUGCUGUUGCAAUGCUUGUAGGUCCAAAUGCUCCACUGGUAAUUGAUCGAGGGCUUCGAGCUACAUACAUGAAACAUGCCUAUGAUUUUUACAAGCCGGAUCUCAGCUCGGAAUAUCCUGUUGUCGACGGAAAAUUGUCCAUUCAAUGUUACUUAAGUGCACUGGAUAACUGCUAUCAACUGUACAGAAAAAAGUUUGCUGACGCAAAUCCAAGUGCCAGUCCAGUGAAUUUGGAUUUCUUCGAUGCUCUAAUAUUUCACACCCCCUACUGUAAACUGGUUCAGAAAUCAUUAGCACGUUUAGGAUUGAAUGACUUUGUGCUAACACCAGCCGAUCAGCGAGCAACUGUUUAUCCAGCAUUUGAUCAAUUCAUGGAUGUGAAACUCGAGGAGACCUAUUUCGACCGCGACGUGGAGAAGGCUUUUAUGGCUCAUUUUACUCCAGUAUUCAAUACAAAAACGAAACCAUCUCUUCAUCUCGCCAAUCAAGUGGGGAAUAUGUACACCCCUUCCGUGUACAGCGGUCUCGUUUCACUUCUUAUCAAUAGCGAUAUCUCAGAACUGAAAGGAAAAAAGGUUGGCGUCUUUUCCUACGGGUCUGGACUGGCAUCUACCAUGUAUUCGAUAUCGAUAACCAGCGAUGUUCAAGCACUUACCUCUCUUAAAUCUUACUUAAAUUACGUUCAACCCUUACUGGAUUCUCGAAACAAAGUGACACCCGAAGAUUUCACAAAGAUGAUGGAAAUUCGUGAAGCAAACAACCAUGCUGCACCGUAUGAACCAUCCGGUAGUGUUGAGACACUUUUCCCUGGAACAUACUAUCUUGCAUCGGUGGACAAAAUGCAUCGACGUUCAUAUGAACGAGUGCCAAUCGCUACAAGCGGUCAACAAGCGGAAUUAAACAAUGUUGCAGAGAGCAAUCACGUGAUGGAGACUAAAACGACGGAAGAAUGGCUGCCCGACGUUGGUAUUCUGGCGCUUGAAAUUAUUUUUCCAUCACAAUACGUGGACCAAACAGAACUGGAAGUAUUCGAUGGUGUAUCUGCAGGAAAGUACACCAUUGGCCUUGGCCAAAGCCGAAUGGGUUUUAGUUCUGAUCGCGAAGAUGUUAAUUCGUUAUGCUUAACGGUGGUGCACAAUCUGCUCGAGCGUCAUCAAAUUCCAUACUCCAGAAUCGGUCGGUUAGAAGUCGGGACAGAAACUUUGGUUGAUAAAUCCAAAAGUGUCAAAUCUGUACUAAUGCAGCUGUUUGAGUCUAAACAUGUUACAGAUGUUGAAGGAAUCGAUACUACCAAUGCGUGCUAUGGAGGCACAGCUGCCCUGUUCAAUGCUUUGAAUUGGGUGGAAUCCUCUAGCUCGAAAGGACGACUCGCCCUGGUUGUCUGUGCUGAUAUUGCAGUUUAUGCUCAAGGUACUGCGCGACCAACAGGCGGAGCAGGAGCUGUCGCAAUGCUGAUCGGACCGAAUGCACCACUGACUAUUGAUCGAGGAUUGCGGGCAACUUUCAUGAAACACGCCUAUGAUUUCUACAAACCAGAUCUUACCUCGGAAUAUCCAGUUGUUGAUGGGAAAUUAUCCAUACAGUGCUAUUUGAGUGCGCUAGAUAACUGUUAUCAACUGUACAAGCAGCAGUUUGUCGAGCAAAACCCCACCACAGUCGAUGCAAUCGAUCUCAAUAUUUUCGAUGCCAUCAUAUUUCAUACUCCGUAUUGUAAACUGGUUCAGAAAUCGUUUGCACGACUUGGCUUGAAUGAUUUCAUUCAAACUCCUGCAGAUCAGCGCUUAACCAAAUUUUCUGGCUUCGAAAAGUUCCAGAAUGUGAGUCUCGAAGAUACUUAUUUCGACCGUGACGUGGAAAAAGCUUUCAUGACACACUACACACCGUUAUUCAACUCGAAAACAAAACCCUCUCUUCAUCUUGCCAACCAAGUUGGGAACAUGUACACACCAUCCGUUUACGGUGGUCUAGUUUCCCUCCUAAUAAGCAAUGACGUAGCGGAACUAGCAGGCAGAAAAGUCGGAGUUUUUUCCUACGGUUCCGGUUUGGCCUCGUCCAUGUACUCGAUUUCAAUUACCUCCGAUGUAGAAGCGGUAGCUACAUUUAAGAAUAAGCUAAGCUAUGUACAACCCUUGCUAGACGCUCGAAUUAAAGUGUCCCCUGAGGAAUUUACUCGGCUGAUGGAGAUACGUGAAAAGAAUAAUCAUGCUGCUCCGUACGAACCGACCGGACAGGUGGACGUACUUUUCCCGGGAACAUAUUACCUGAAACAGGUAGACAAUAUGCAUCGACGUGUCUAUGAGCGUGUUACGCGCAGUUCAAGUAACACCAAUUGUAUAUCCUAGUUAGAGGCUCUUAGGUCAGAGAUGGCACGUAAGAUGAUGGUUGGUGGAAAUUUACUCAUGGCGGAGGUAAUAAUUUUUAACUUAAUAGUACCAAGGACAAAUGUGACAAUAUCUAAACUUUUUAGUUACAGUUCUUAUAAAUGGAAAUAUGUUUUUCCAAUUAUUGCUGUUUUAUUGUUAGGCUUUAGAUCGAUUAGAUAUCGUUCGUAGUAUAUUUAUAAAGGAACAUUCUUUUUUAUGAAAAGUCUACUUGCAAUUUACUUAUUAAGUUUGUUAGGUAAUAUAUCACGGAUUGUGUAACAUUUCUGAAACUUCAAUAAUUAGAAGACUGGUCAUUUUUAUCACUAGUAACUAUGUAAUUUGGAAAGCCACUGACUUUUUGAUAGAACUCAGAUUUCGCUAGCAAACAAAUGCAUAGAGAAAGGAUUACAACAAAACACAACACACUGUUGUAGAUAGGAAGGAACAUUAGAACAUAUUUAAAUAUUUAUAUUUCGACCCAUCUAUUAAAUAGAACACAAUGCAAAAGCGUGCAUUACUCGCUGUCAGAACAAAAUGCAGAACAAUUUUUCUGUCCUGUAAGUAGGAGCGCAUUGCUCAAUGAUGAACGAAACAGGAAUCCUGUAUAAAUCUAGUUGGC
Topomyia yanbarensis is the source of this 4318-nucleotide messenger RNA. RefSeq lists its product as uncharacterized. Gene Ontology annotation, biological process: acetyl-CoA metabolic process. Bases 841 to 3678 code for a protein of 945 amino acids. Gene Ontology annotation, molecular function: hydroxymethylglutaryl-CoA synthase activity. The transcript has 2 exons. The record is from RefSeq and is a predicted model, not a curated record. NCBI's taxonomy places the organism in Eukaryota, Metazoa, Arthropoda, Insecta, Diptera, Culicidae.